Chelonus insularis is the source of this 3850-nucleotide messenger RNA. It is a transcript of the gene pea, whose product is annotated as ATP-dependent RNA helicase pea. Gene Ontology annotation, biological process: spliceosomal complex disassembly; mRNA splicing, via spliceosome. NCBI's taxonomy places the organism in Eukaryota, Metazoa, Arthropoda, Insecta, Hymenoptera, Braconidae. Bases 164 to 3742 code for a protein of 1192 amino acids. The transcript has 3 exons. Gene Ontology annotation, cellular component: intracellular anatomical structure; catalytic step 2 spliceosome. Gene Ontology annotation, molecular function: RNA helicase activity; ATP binding; RNA binding. The record is from RefSeq and is a predicted model, not a curated record.
UGAAGAAUUCCGCCAUUGUAGUUUACUCUUUUCAGUUGCCCUGAACAUAUUCAUUUUCAGCCGGUGUGAGUGCCUUGAGUAGUUUACAAUUGUCAUUUACGUUUAUUUUACGUUUGUAAGCACGAGAUUACUAUUUCGAGGAUUAUAAAAAAAUAAAUACAAAAUGAAUCUGAGAGGAGAAAUAGAAAAAUUAGAACAUCUAUCAUUAGUUUCUAAAAUUUGUACUGAAUUGGAAAAUCAUUUAGGACUUAACGAUAAAGAUUUAGCGGAAUUCAUAAUACAUUUAGCGACAAAAAACCCGACUUUUGAAGGAUUUAAACGAGCAUUAGCUGAAAAUGGCGGCGAGCUUUCGGAUUCUUUUAUGGAAAAUUUACUUCGAAUUAUUCAACACAUGAAACCUCCAAAGACAUCAAAUAAUGAAAGUGUAUCUAAAAAUUCUCCUAAAAAUGAGCUUGCAAAGAAAUUUCCAGCAUUAGCAAUGCCAAAUGAUACUUCCAAUAAUGUUAACGAUGACGAUGAUGACAUUGUCAAACAAGCUAUGGCAUCACUUGAAGCUUUAGCACCUUCAUCAGCGCAAAAAAAUGAAAACACUACCAAAACUUCAAAAGAGACUGAUAAAAAAGAGAAAAGUCGAAGACACAGAUCGCGAUCUAAAAGUCCAAGAAGAAGCAGAAAACAUCGAUCUCGUUCAAGAGAUCGGUCUAGAUCUCGAGAAAGGAAACGUCGUAGAUCAAGAAGCCGUAGAAGAUCAAAUUCUAGGAAUCGAGAAAGAAGGACAUCGAGGGAUAGAUCUCAUAGAGAUCAUAAAAGAUCUAGGAGAAGUCGAACACGGUCAAGAUCACUUUCGGUUGAUGGAAUUCCAAUGGAACCAGAAGUAGGAAGAAUUUAUUCUGCAAAAGUAGCUAAUAUUGUGUCAUUUGGAUGUUUUGUACAACUUGAAGGUCUCAAACGUAGAUCAGAAGGUUUAGUUCACAUUUCACAACUUAGACGUGAAGGAAGAGUAACAAAUGCCUCUGAUGUUGUUUCUAAAGGACAAAAAGUGCUAGUGAAAGUAUUAAAAAUAGUUGGACCAAAAAUAUCUUUGAGUAUAAAAGAUGUUGAUCAAGAAACUGGACGUGAUUUAAAUCCUGAGAUACCAGAUAUUAAAACGGAAGAAGAUGAAAAACAUCUGAGGAAUCCUGAUAGACCUACAACAUUGUUCGAACUUCAAGGAAAUAUUGAUGAAGAUGAAACACAUUCACGAAAACGAGUUCAACGACUAUCAUCUCCAGAAAAGUGGGAAAUAAAACAAAUGAUGGCAGCGAAUUGCAUUGAUCGGAGUGAACUACCAGAAUUUGAUGCGGAAACGGGAAUUUUACCUCGAGAAGACGACGAAGAAGAAGAUACAGAGAUUGAAUUAGUUGAAGAAGAAGCUCCAUUCUUACAAGGACAUGGAAGAGCUCUUGGAGAUUUAAGUCCUGUUCGAAUCAUCAAAAAUCCUGAUGGAUCACUAGCUCAAGCUGCUAUGAUGCAAAGUGCUUUAGCCAAAGAAAGACGUGAACAAAAAAUGCUGCAAAGAGAGCAAGAAAUGGAUUCAAAUCCAACAGGAUUUAAUCAGAGUUUUAUUGAUCCACUUCCUGAUACUGAAAAUCGAACUGUAGGUUCUAAUAUGCGUGGAAUAGGUUUGCAAUCACAAGAUUUACCGGAAUGGAAAAAACAUGUAAUUGGUGGAAAGAAAACAUCUUUUGGUAAAAAAACUACUUUAACUCUGUUAGAACAAAGACAAAGUUUGCCUAUUUAUAAACUUCGAGACGAUUUAAUAAAAGCUGUAACGGAUAAUCAAAUUCUUAUUGUAAUCGGAGAAACAGGAUCAGGGAAAACAACACAAAUUACUCAAUACUUGGCAGAAUCAGGUUUUAAUGCAAGAGGAAAAAUUGGAUGUACUCAACCAAGAAGAGUCGCUGCUAUGUCAGUAGCAAAAAGAGUUGCUGAAGAAUUUGGUUGUCGUCUUGGUCAAGAAGUAGGGUAUACUAUUCGUUUUGAAGAUUGCACUGGACCUGAAACAAAUAUUAAAUACAUGACGGAUGGUAUGCUUUUACGAGAAUGUUUAAUGGAUCUAGAUUUGAAAGCUUAUUCGGUAAUUAUGUUAGACGAGGCUCAUGAACGUACAAUUCACACAGACGUACUAUUUGGAUUGUUAAAACAAGCUGUAGGUCGGAGACCUGAUUUGAAAUUAAUUGUUACUAGUGCAACAUUAGAUGCUGUUAAGUUUUCUCAAUAUUUCUUCGAAGCUCCAAUUUUUACGAUUCCUGGAAGAACUUUUGAGGUUGAAAUCAUGUACACUAAAGAACCAGAGACUGAUUAUCUAGAUGCUGCUUUAAUCACCGUUAUGCAAAUUCAUUUACGAGAACCUCCUGGUGAUAUUUUGCUCUUCUUAACAGGUCAAGAAGAAAUUGAUACAGCAUGUGAGAUUUUAUAUGAAAGAAUGAAAUCUCUCGGUCCUGAUGUACCUGAAUUAAUUAUCCUGCCAGUAUAUUCGGCUUUACCAUCAGAGAUGCAAACUAGAAUUUUCGAGCCUGCACCUCCUGGAUCACGUAAAGUAGUAAUUGCUACUAAUAUUGCAGAAACAAGUUUAACUAUUGAUGGAAUUUAUUAUGUAGUAGAUCCAGGUUUUGUUAAACAAAAAGUUUACAAUUCUAAAACUGGAAUGGACAGUCUUAUUGUUACUCCAAUUAGUCAGGCUGCUGCAAAACAACGAGCAGGUCGAGCUGGACGUACUGGACCUGGAAAAUGCUAUCGAUUAUAUACAGAACGUGCUUACAGAGAUGAAAUGUUACCAACACCUGUUCCAGAAAUUCAACGAACUAAUCUUGCUACGACAGUAUUACAACUUAAAACUAUGGGAAUUAAUGAUUUGAUCCAUUUUGAUUUCAUGGAUGCUCCACCAGUUGAAUCAUUAAUUAUGGCUAUGGAAUCAUUACAUAGUCUCAGUGCUUUGGAUAAUGAAGGUUUACUUACUCGAUUAGGUAGAAGAAUGGCUGAGUUUCCACUUGAACCUAACUUAUCAAAGAUGUUGAUUAUGAGUGUCCAUUUACAAUGUUCUGAUGAAAUUUUGACUAUUGUGAGUAUGCUCUCUGUGCAGAAUGUUUUUUAUAGACCGAAAGAUAAGCAAGCUUUAGCAGAUCAAAAGAAAGCAAAGUUUAAUCAGCCAGAAGGUGAUCAUUUAACACUUCUUGCUGUUUACAAUUCAUGGAAGAAUAAUAAAUUUAGUAAUGCUUGGUGUUAUGAAAAUUUUGUACAAAUUCGAACGUUAAAACGUGCUCAAGAUGUUAGGAAACAACUACUGGGAAUCAUGGAUAGGCAUAAAUUAGAUGUUGUUUCUGCAGGAAAAAAUACUGUGAGAAUUCAAAAGGCUGUUUGUUCUGGAUUCUUCCGAAAUGCUGCAAAAAAAGAUCCACAAGAAGGGUAUAGGACUUUAGUUGAUAGCCAAGUUGUUUACAUUCAUCCAAGUAGUGCUUUAUUCAAUAGACAACCUGAAUGGGUUAUUUAUCAUGAAUUAGUCCAAACUACUAAAGAAUAUAUGAGAGAAGUAACUACAAUUGAUCCGAAGUGGUUGGUAGAAUUUGCUCCAGCAUUCUUCAAAUUUAGCGAUCCAACUAAACUUAGCAAGUUUAAGAAGAAUCAACGACUUGAACCUUUGUAUAACAAAUAUGAAGAACCGAAUGCUUGGAGAAUAUCACGAGUUCGUCGACGACGUAAUUAAACCAAUUUACUUAAAUUACUGUGUAAAUAUAUACUGUAUGUAUAUACUGUAAAUAUCUUCUGUAAAUAUAUAUUUUUCUCUAUAAAUAAAUUAUUGAGUUAGAAAUUA